Solanum stenotomum is the source of this 905-nucleotide messenger RNA. Its product is annotated as actin-depolymerizing factor 5-like. Gene Ontology annotation, molecular function: actin filament binding. Lineage: Eukaryota; Viridiplantae; Streptophyta; Magnoliopsida; Solanales; Solanaceae. Gene Ontology annotation, cellular component: actin cytoskeleton; cytoplasm. The transcript is spliced from 3 exons. The coding region runs from base 138 to 569 and encodes 143 amino acids. Gene Ontology annotation, biological process: actin filament bundle assembly; actin filament depolymerization. The record is from RefSeq and is a predicted model, not a curated record.
UGGCAUUUGAUUAACCAAAUCCUAUUUAAAAAACCCCUCUACUCAACCUUUUUUCCCCAAUUCUAUUUUCCACCUUUCUUCACUUACAAGAAAAUAUAACAUCAAAUUUUCUCUCUAAUUUACUUGCAUCCUUCACCAUGGCUAUGGCUUUUAAGAUGGCGACGACGGGCAUGUGGGUGACUGAUGAAUGCAAGAAUUCAUACAUGGAUAUGAAAUGGAAGAAAAAUCAUAGGUAUAUAGUUUACAAAAUUGAUGAGAAAUCAAGAUUGGUGACAGUAGACAAAGUUGGUGGACCUGCUGAAAAUUAUGAAGAUUUGGCUGCAGCUCUUCCUAAAGAUGAUUGUCGAUAUGCAGUGUUUGAUUUUGAUUUUGUUACUGUUGAUAAUUGCAGAAAGAGCAAGAUCUUCUUCAUUGCCUGGUCACCAACAGAAUCAAGAAUUAGAGCAAAAAUAUUGUAUGCAACAUCAAAAGCAGGUCUGAGAAGAGUGCUAGAUGGAAUUAGCUAUGAACUUCAAGCAACUGAUCCAACUGAGAUGGGAAUGGAUGUGAUCAAGGACAGAGCAAAAUGAUUUAUUUUAUUUUAUUUUUAAUUAGCAAACAAAUUAAAGUACUGUGUUUUUUGUUUGCCAUCUUUUUCUAAACUUUGUUUUCAAUAUAAUAAUAAUGACUCCACUUAGAGGGCAAAGAUGCUUUCUUUCUUUCCUUCUUAGUGGUACUAUUGUGACCUUUUUUUUUGUAAGAUCUACUAAAGUAUGGUUGAUCCAACCUUCUAAUUUGUGAUAAGUAUCAUGUCAUUUUCUACUAAUUUAUUAACUACAAAGUGUUUCUACUAAUUAUGAGUUUUCUAUAACUUUUAUCUUGUGUUCAUACAUGGAGUUUAAAGAUAUCUUCAAUUACUUUAGAUA